AUAAUCAAACUCUGCGUUUUUUUCAUUCUAUUUUACUUUCAAACAGAGUUUUUGUUCUCCUGGAUAUUAACAUGGCAGCUUAUACGGUGUUGGAGGGUAGCCAUGUUUUGGAUCCUUCCAGUUCCAGCCAGCCUCUCUGUCCGGGGUCCGGCAUUGUCUCUACGAUUGAGAAUGUGGUGUCGGUUGUUAACCUGGGUUGCAAGCUCGACCUCAAAGCCAUUGCCCUUCUUGCUCCAAACGCUGAAUACAACCCCCAAAAGUUUGCUGCGGUGAUGAUCAGGAUAAAGGAAACCAAAACCACUGCACUUAUAUUUUCCUCUGGGAAGAUGGUUUGCACCGGAGCCAAAACCGAGCAACAAUCACGCUUGGCUGCCCGUAAGCAUGCUCGGAUCAUUCAAAAGCUUGGUUUUGAUGUUAAGUUCAAGGAUUUCAAGAUUCAUAACAUUGUUGCCGCUUAUGAUUUUAGGUUCCCUAUUAAUCUGAUACGACUUGCGAAUUCUCACUUCAAGUUUUCAGUAUACGAGCCAGAGUUGUUCCCAGGAUUGAUCUAUCGUAUGAAACAAUCCAAAAUCAUGAUUAUGGUUUUUUCUUCGGGGAAAAUUGCUAUCGCUGGAGCUCAAAAGAGAGAUGAAAUUCUUAAAGCCUUUGAGAACAUAUAUCCAAUUCUUAUGUCUUUCAGGACAGACAAGUAAAGGACUUCCUCAAGACCCGACAGAGUUUUUGGUGAACAAGAAACAGAGGAUAAAUUGAGUUUUUUUUACCAUUACUUGUGAGGGUCUACAAGCAAAAGACUCUAUGUAGACCAUAUUUUCUGUUAUCUAAACUUUAAUUCUUG
Messenger RNA from Durio zibethinus, 835 nucleotides. Lineage: Eukaryota; Viridiplantae; Streptophyta; Magnoliopsida; Malvales; Malvaceae. The record is from RefSeq and is a predicted model, not a curated record.